Molecule: messenger RNA, 2420 nt
Organism: Epinephelus moara (kelp grouper)
Lineage: Eukaryota; Metazoa; Chordata; Actinopteri; Perciformes; Serranidae
Product: potassium voltage-gated channel subfamily A member 2
Exons: 2
Coding region: 567-2063 (498 amino acids)
Biological process (GO): potassium ion transmembrane transport; protein homooligomerization
Cellular component (GO): voltage-gated potassium channel complex; axon terminus; dendrite
Molecular function (GO): protein binding; delayed rectifier potassium channel activity
Source: RefSeq, a predicted model, not a curated record
CAGGACCAUUUACCUUUGCGGCUGUCUGCAGCCACAGCUCGUCACACAGUCACGCUGGCGUGGAAGGGGAACAGCGGAGGCAGAUCAUUCUGCUGAUCCCAGCACCUUUGGUUAUUAAGGGAAGCACCAGCACCUCCUUGAUCGCUUCCCUCCUCCUUUUUUUUUGCCAAUCGCCAUCCCACGACAGCCUACCCGGAGGAAAGGAGUCGGGGAGGGGAAAGCGAGGACACACCCGCACAUACUGUACCGGGUGUACACGGCGAGGAUGCUGCAGACAACAUGAGGUGAAUAUCAUCGACUGCCCCACAUUGGAAUUUUUUUUUGUUUUUACUGAAGACACAAGAGCUGAUUGUCGCAGCUGGUUAUUCACCUCUGUGGUACCAGUGUCCAGCAGGAGCAUCACAUCAGAUAUGAAAAAGAUGUCUGCAGUCCGAUCCUAGGUGACAUCCUGUGGCCGUCAGGUCUUUACGGUGUUGAGCCCCCUCCCUCUCCUGGCCCCUGCCUGCAGUUCUCCAGGCUGCAGGACCCAGACUCACUGAAAAGUGCAGGCCUCCUCCCCCUGCAGAAUGACUGUUGCCACAGGCGACCCCUCUGACGAGGCGGCUGCGCACCCGGGGCACCCGCAGGACUACGACCCGGAGGCCGACCAUGAGUGUUGCGAGAGGGUGGUCAUCAACAUCUCAGGGCUGCGCUUUGAGACUCAACUCAAAACCCUCUCCCAGUUCCCGGAGACUCUGCUGGGGGACCCCAAAAAGAGGAUGCGCUACUUUGACCCACUGAGGAAUGAGUACUUUUUUGACAGGAACAGACCCAGCUUUGACGCCAUAUUGUAUUAUUACCAAUCAGGGGGUCGGCUAAGAAGGCCGGUCAACGUCACCCUUGAUAUUUUCUCAGAGGAGAUCCGCUUCUACGAGCUGGGCGACGAGGCCAUCGAGAUAUUCAGAGAAGACGAGGGUUUCAUCAAGGAGGAGGAGCGGCCUCUACCUGACAAUGAGUUUCAGAGACAGGUGUGGCUGCUGUUCGAGUACCCCGAGAGCUCAGGUCCUGCUAGGAUUAUCGCCAUAAUCUCUGUCAUGGUCAUUCUGAUAUCUAUUGUCAGUUUCUGCUUGGAGACCCUCCCCAUUUUCCGCAAUGACGAAGACGAUAUGCACAAGUCUCACUCGAAAGUCUAUUCACCUGAGACCAACACCACAAUCAUCAGCUAUACAUCCACCUACUUCACCGACCCCUUCUUUAUCCUGGAGACUCUCUGCAUUAUAUGGUUCUCCUUUGAGUUUCUAGUGCGCUUCUUCGCCUGCCCCAGCAAAGCAGGCUUUUUUGGUAAUAUAAUGAACAUUAUUGAUAUUGUUGCUAUCAUUCCCUACUUCAUCACGCUCGGCACAGAGCUCGCAGACAGGCCAGAGGAUGGUCAAGCGGGUCAGCAAGCCAUGUCCUUAGCCAUUCUCAGGGUCAUCCGCUUAGUACGAGUCUUCAGAAUUUUCAAGCUCUCACGUCACUCCAAGGGGCUUCAGAUUUUGGGUCAAACCCUGAAAGCCAGUAUGAGAGAGCUCGGCCUGCUCAUUUUCUUCCUCUUCAUAGGAGUCAUCCUCUUCUCAAGCGCCGUCUACUUUGCCGAAGCAGACGAGCCCGAGUCGCAGUUUGAAAGCAUCCCAGAUGCAUUUUGGUGGGCGGUGGUGUCCAUGACGACAGUCGGCUACGGUGAUAUGGUCCCGACUACGAUUGGUGGCAAGAUUGUGGGUUCCCUCUGUGCCAUCGCAGGUGUGCUGACCAUCGCCCUGCCCGUGCCUGUCAUUGUGUCCAACUUCAACUACUUCUACCACCGUGAGACUGAAGGGGAGGAGCAGGCGCAGUACCUGCAGGUCAACGUGCCCAAAGCUGAUUCAGCCGAGGAGCUGAAGAAGAGCCGGAGCGGCUCCACCAUCAGUAAAUCGGACUAUAUGGAGAUCCAGGAGGCUGUGAACAACAGCAACGAGGACUUUCAGGAGGAGAACCUUAAGACGGCCAACUGCACGCUGGCCAACACAAACUAUGUAAACAUCACCAAAAUGCUCACAGACGUGUAGUCGUCUGCUGCUUUCCUCCCUGUCACAGCGGGAAAUGUGGAGCCGAGCAACCGGACGGGACAGGUGUACAGCCUCCCACCUCACGUGUGCUGGAAAAAUCAAGGCAAUAGAAUUCAGGAUGUUGAUGAUGAUAGACAGUGAACAAGAAAAAAAGAAAAUAAAUUACAAAGACCAUCCGCUCACUCCUCGCUCAUCCUGUCUUCACCCCUCACAACUUGCCCUUAAAACUCCUGAAAAACUGUCAGAGUGGAAUUUAAAAUUUUGCAUUUCUGCAUGGAGUUGGCUUUUAUGUGUGUGUGUGGCUGUUUCAAAAAAAAAAAAAAGAUUAAUGAUGCCUAAAAAAUUUCCCGCUCACAA